AUGCCACCGGGCAAAAAAGCGGAGCAGAAGCGCAAGGAGAAGAUCAUCGAGGACAAGACCUUCGGCCUCAAGAACAAAAACCGAAGCGCCAAGGUCCAGGCCUACGUCCAGCAGGUGCAGAAGACGGUCAACCAGCGAAACCCGAACGACCGCCGCGCCGUCGCCGAGGCCGAGGAGCGCCGCCGCGCGAAGGAGGACAAAAAGGCCCGCGAGGCCGAGCUCGCCAAACUCUUCCACGACGUCGACCAGGCCCCGCGGCGCGCCAAGGACGACGCGGACGGGGCCGACGCGGGGGAGGGCGAGGAAGGGGGGGCGCUGGUCUACGACCCCGACGCCUAUCUCUUCCGCCCCGAGGACUUCGACGCCGUCGCGCACGACGCGCGGCGCCUGGAGGAGCGCCUUGAGGCCGAGCGCGAGGCCCUGCAGGGGCGCCUCGACCUCACGCCGGUCACCGAGGCCACCUUCCAGGCCUGGAAGCGGGAGACCCGCCUGGCGAAAACCGCCAAAGAGGCCGCCCGGGUCCGCCAGGCAAAGGCCGGCCACGGCGCCCUCCGCGGGUGGGACCUCUGGCAGAUGGACCAGAACCUCUUCGUCGACGACGACCAGGCCGACGAGUUCUACAAACGAGAGGUCUUCAACGACGAGGACGACGAGGAGGAGUACGACCUAUCCUAA
This is a messenger RNA of Phytomonas sp. Hart1, 675 nucleotides long. The record is from the annotation of a GenBank genome assembly. Lineage: Eukaryota; Euglenozoa; Kinetoplastea; Trypanosomatida; Trypanosomatidae.